AUGGUUGGAAGCAUGAAGACGAGAGGCAAAACCGCCGCGAUGGCUAAAUCCGCGACGGCCCAAAGCCACUCCGCCCACGAUCCCGCGAUCGACAUGGUGGCCCCACCACCUCUCACCACCGCACCGGCCACCGCCGCCGAACAUGGUGGAACCUCCUAUCAAGGUGGGCUUGUUACCACCGCUGACUUAGGCCCGAUCUUGGAGCAACUUCAAGCGAUCCCUUCAUUGCCUCCACGCUCGACACACGCUCCCGCGCACACCUCCAAUGAAACCCUAGCCCGUGUGCAAUUGGGCUCCACACACUUCUCUCCUCCUGAUCCACGAAGUCAAGCAGACCUUAGUCUGAGAGUUGACCAGCUAGCUCAGAGAAUGGACGACCAAAGCGAUCUGAUGAGGCAACUCCUCCACCAAAUCAGCUUGGCUCAAAACCUUGGCCUUGGACAACUAGGCGAAGAGAGAAGGAUGGACGAACGCACCGGCAGGCAACUCAACGGGUACCCAGCAGGUCAAGCAGGAGUAGGCAGACAAGGCGAGGGACAACAACUUGAUCGGCCUACCGACAUGUCACAAGCAUCCGCGAGCCCCACUCGGAGCAGAUUAAGUUCGAGGAACAACGUGCGCGAGAGGCUAGGCCCACGACUUGACGUCCACGCCCGCUUGGGACCGCAGGGAAAUGUACUUCAAAGGCUACGCCCCCAGGGAGGACAAUCAGACAACCAUCGCAACGAGGAUCGUGAAGAAAGACGCUCAGCUGUCCACUCGCAGACGAACAUUCACGAGAGGCUACGUCCCCAGGGUGGUCAACCGGAUAAUCCUCACAAUGAGGACCGCGAAGAAAGACGCUCCGCUGCUCACUCACGAAGAGACGGCUCUCGUCGACCAACUACGGAGAAUCUCUCGCAAGCGCAGUCCACCAACACUCCGCCUAGGCAGCGCAGACGAGAAGGUCGACACUCGCAGACCCAGGAGGAGGUCAGUCAACGUCGCCCGAAUCGCGAUGGUCGCCAACGUGAUCGACCAACAAUGUGCAUAGAGGACGUCGAGAAGCUUAUGAAUGACCGACUUCGAGAUCUGAAGACUGGUGGGAACCUCGACGAUGCACUACGCAAGGAGAUCGACCAUGCAAGCUCCACACCUUUCACUGCCGAAAUCGAGCAGGCUGCUCCCCCAAAGCGAUUCUCCACACCCUUCGUUUACACACUUCAAAGGGGACUCCGAUCCCGAGAGUCACCUAAAACACUUCAAAAGUGUCAUGAUCCUCCACAAGGCCGACGACGCGUUGAUGUGCAAGCCCAAGAUUGGUUCCACACCCUGCCAUCUGGGUCGAUCAACAGCUUCAAGGAGUUGGCUUACGUCUUCACCAAAGAGUACACCUCUUACCGGACGAUCAAGAAGAACCCUGACCACCUGUACAACCUGCGCAAGAAGUCCGACGAAUCCCUUCGAGAUUACAUCAAGAGAUUCAAAGCAGAAAAGGCCAACAUUGUAGGAUGUGACGACCGGAUCGCAUCAUCUGCUUUCAAGAAAGGCCUCCCAGCUGAACACGACUUGUACCGCGAGCUGACUAUCACUCCCAGCCAGACUCUGGCAGAGGUCUAUGCGACCGCGGAACGCUACGCGCUCUGGGAUGACGAUCGAAUCGCCGCAAAAAAGUCUACUAAGCAUGAAGAUCAACCGACUAAGCGGGCAGGUCAAAGAAGCGAUGGAUUUAGCAACAAGAACAAGGAUAGGCGCAGGUCACACCCACAAGGAGACGCUACAGCAGGAGAGAACUACACCAAGUUCACCAUCCCCAUACAUCAAAUCUUAGCCCAAGUGAAAAACAAACCUUGGACAAGAGGGAUACAAGCAAAGUACUGUGCCUUCCAUGGGACACACGGGCACACUACCAAUAACUGCCUCGCUUGGAAAGCACACCUUGAAGAACUCGUGAAAGAGGGUCAUUGCACGGAGUUCAUCGCGAAGCAGGCCAUCCAGCGGAUUGAAGAUCGAGACACCGCCAAGGAACCGCCCCAGAAGGUCAUAAGGAUUAACACAAUCCUAGCCGACGCCAAGGAGUCAGGACUGACCAGCAAGGAAAAGAAGAGGAAGAUCAAACAGGCCACUAUGAUCUCCCAAGUCUCGACUGACCUUCUACCAACAGAAGACGAUCCUAUAAUCGGCUUCCAAAAGAAAGAUCUGAUCGGCCUCGACAUGCCACAUAACGAUGCCCUUGUCAUCAGCAUACAAAUCGCUCAGGCCAUGGUCGACCGAAUCCAUGCAGACGAGGGCAGCGCAGCCAAUAUCUUGCAACUGGCUGUCAUCCAGCAGAUGGGCUUGGAGGCAAAGAUCAACAAAUCAGCCAGAUCGCUGACCGGCUUCAAUGGCGCAACAACGGUUACCGUGGGCACAAUAGACCUUGACGUCUACUCCCCACCUGUAGUCUGCUUGCAAACGUUCAUGGUCAUUAAUGAGGUCUCACCCUACAACGGCAUUCUGGGCAGGCCAUGGAUCGGCAUGAUCAACGCCAUCACCUCUGCCACACAUCAGAAAAUUCGGUACCCAAUCCCUGGGGGCGGUGUUGGACAAAUCAACAGCGAUCAGGCAAUGGCGAGGAAAUGCUCCGCCCAAGGGCUGAAGAAAAGCAAGCAAGCGCAGUUCCUCCCAGUAAGCCAGGCAGAUCUGAAGGAGGUGGAACAAUCGAACCUUGCUAUCUUAUAG
Messenger RNA from Prunus armeniaca (apricot), 2700 nucleotides. The record is from the annotation of a GenBank genome assembly. Lineage: Eukaryota; Viridiplantae; Streptophyta; Magnoliopsida; Rosales; Rosaceae.